CAGGCUUGCUGGAACAUAUCCUCCCCGAGGAAGAAAAAAUGCUUCGUACAACUAGCAUGCGAACACUCCAAUGCGUCGUGAAGCACAAGCUAAUGGAUGUUGAUGCCGACCUUCGUCUGGUCAGGGUAACGCCCUCUCAAAACCCCUUAUCCUGCGAAAAAGGCUGGUUCUGCCCCUACCUCUUCGCCAGUUCCCGUACACCUAUAAUCCCACGCUCGCAGGACUUCGCCAUUGCACAAUGCUUCGGCCCCUUCUUGGCAGGUGACUACCAGUUGGCACACAAACUUCUUUCCGAGUCUGCUGCGGUGCUCUCCCUUUGCAACCCCGACCCCACUGUCAACAUUGGCGUCAACCGUAUACUCGUAACGUUCAUUGGUAUCACACCAUACAGAGGCGGUAUGUGGUCUUCUUCCCGAAGACCUGGUGCUGCGCUUAUGAAUUUUCACCUACUAAAUGGGUGUCCUUCUAUGGUUAUCCCUGUGAAUAAUAUGGCGCCGAUUGUAGCAUGGAAUCCUACUACGCUGGCCAGUAUCAAGAAUCCGGGCUUCAAUCCGGAGUGGUUGCAUGAACAGAUAUGUGAAUUUUUGGACACAAUUAUCAGCAUUAAAGACUGCGCACCGGGAAUUAGAGCUAAUUAUGUGCCGGCGUUGGGCAGGACAGCGAGUAUGGUCGUUAAUGGAGCAUUGGGAUUGAGGAAUGUGCAACCGGGGAUUCUGAAAGGACUGGAUCCCGAGAGAGCGGGGAUUGCGUUUUUUAGGUAUUAGGUUUUCGAUUGCCAUGCUAUUGUGCCUUUUUCUUUGUUGAUUGCGGAGUUUGGGGUAAUAAAAUUGCAUGGGGUGUGGUUUAAGCUCUGGUUUUGUUAGUAGGGAAGAUGUCUACAUCCCUCUGUUGAAGAAGUUGUUCGUGUGGUCCAUGUUGGAGGAAUUGUUCUGUCGAGUGACAGCUUAUGAACAUAAUAAUUUGUCUUGAAA
Messenger RNA from Tuber melanosporum (Perigord truffle), 971 nucleotides. RefSeq lists its product as uncharacterized. The transcript is spliced from 2 exons. NCBI's taxonomy places the organism in Eukaryota, Fungi, Ascomycota, Pezizomycetes, Pezizales, Tuberaceae. The record is from RefSeq and is a predicted model, not a curated record. The coding region runs from base 39 to 764 and encodes 241 amino acids.